Messenger RNA from Heteronotia binoei (common prickly gecko), 743 nucleotides. RefSeq names its product myosin light chain 5 (gene MYL5). Gene Ontology annotation, molecular function: calcium ion binding. Gene Ontology annotation, cellular component: cytoplasm. Lineage: Eukaryota; Metazoa; Chordata; Lepidosauria; Squamata; Gekkonidae. The transcript is spliced from 7 exons. The record is from RefSeq and is a predicted model, not a curated record. The coding region runs from base 127 to 651 and encodes 174 amino acids.
AGUUUGAGAUCUCCUUUGAGACAUGCCAGCUGUAAAGCCAAGACCCUCCCCUUGGUAUAAGAGGUACUUCAUAAGGAUAGAUUUCCAGAGAGACAGAUAGAGGCAGAGUAGCAUUUUCCAGGAAAGAUGGCCAGCAGAAAAACCAAGAAGAAGGAAGGUGGUGCUAAGCGUGCUGCAAGAGCGUCCUCCAACGUUUUCUCUAACUUUGAACAGACACAAAUUCAAGAGUUUAAGGAAGCUUUCACAUUAAUUGACCAGAACAGAGAUGGCUUCAUUGAUAAAGAAGACUUAAAAGAUACCUAUGCUUCUCUAGGUAAAACAAAUGUCAAAGAUGAUGAGUUAGAAUCCAUGCUCAAAGAAGCUACUGGACCGAUUAAUUUUACAAUGUUUUUGAACCUAUUUGGGGAAAAGUUGAGUGGUACAGACACUGAAGAAACCAUAUUAAAUGCAUUUAAAAUGUUUGAUCCAGAAGCUAAAGGAAAUAUUAACAAGGAUUACAUCAAACGCUUAAUGAUGUCACAGGGCGACAAGUUUUCUGCUGAAGAGAUUGACCAGAUGUUCCAGAGCUCUCCUAUUGAUGCAGCCGGAAACCUGGAUUACAAAGCUCUCUGCUACACCAUCACACAUGGAGAAGAAAAAGAGUCAGAGUAAAUCUGACAAACUUUUGACUGUUGCAUCAACAUCUCUCUAUCCAUGCAUAAAGAACUAAAAUAAAACCAGAGUUCAUUUUUUUGCCUUCUCAA